AUGGUUAUCCAACGUGGUUCCUCUUCUGGUCGUUUCAAACCAGCAGCAUCUGGCCAAUCUGCUAAGACCUCUGCAACCACUUGCCAAUGGUGUGGCAAAGAAUGGCACACUGCCAAGAAAUGUCAUAAACUUGGCAAACUAUUCGAGAAAGCUAAGGCUGAAGGAUCUAGCAACAAGAACGGUGAUGGGAGUCAGGCGCUAUGA
This is a messenger RNA of Ilex paraguariensis (yerba mate), 204 nucleotides long. Lineage: Eukaryota; Viridiplantae; Streptophyta; Magnoliopsida; Aquifoliales; Aquifoliaceae. The record is from the annotation of a GenBank genome assembly.